AUGAUGCUGAUGGGUCCACUGGCCCUCGUUCUGGCCCUCGCGCGCGCCACCGCCGCUGGCACCACCGCCGCUGGCGGCGCUGCCUUGACCCCGCACGCCGGUGGCCUCGCUGCCUUGACCCCGCCGCACGACGGCGAGCCCGAGGGCAUGACGCGGGGCAUCGGCGACUCGACACGCCGUAACUGGACCGACGCGGCCGGCAAGACAUGGCAAGUCGUCGACCCUAACCCGUCGCGGCUGCCCCUUUCGCCCUGGGGCUUGUGGUUCAUGAAUAUCGAGGACGAGGAAUAUGGCUUUCGCUGUGCGUGUGUCACGCGCGUGGUGUACAUGGGCAGGGGGCCCCGGUGGCCCAUCAACAUCGAGCCGUGGCCGGCCUUCGACGCCGCGCUGCUGCUGUCCCAUCGCUACCGUAGCGUGUUGUCCGAGGACCUCAACGUGCUCUCAUGGGCGGUGGACGGGAUCAAUAACUCUGCGUUCAUCCGGUUCGGACGCCACAAAGGCAGGUUGUUCACCAUCCACGUGCCCAAACACCUCAACCAGACGGAGAGCGGCUACUUCUUCCGCCUCGCAACGUCUCGGACUGGUCGCGUGGGUACAUACCACUACAGCGCAGAGUUUGGGAUCAAGACGUACCCGCCCGCCCCGCCGCCCCCGACUGGGCCCCGCCCCGACCUUGUCAUCGCGGUCGGCACGCUGCUCGUCGUGGUGCUUGUUGCCGGCGUGUGGGGGUACAAGGCUUACCGCCGUCGUCGGGAGGCCGCGGGCGCGAUCCAGCUGCCGGAGUCGGAGGGGUGA
Messenger RNA from Vanrija pseudolonga, 795 nucleotides. RefSeq lists its product as uncharacterized. The record is from RefSeq and is a predicted model, not a curated record. NCBI's taxonomy places the organism in Eukaryota, Fungi, Basidiomycota, Tremellomycetes, Trichosporonales, Trichosporonaceae. The transcript is spliced from 5 exons. The coding region runs from base 1 to 795 and encodes 264 amino acids.